This is a messenger RNA of Onychostruthus taczanowskii (white-rumped snowfinch), 630 nucleotides long. Its product is annotated as choline/ethanolamine kinase-like. Gene Ontology annotation, biological process: CDP-choline pathway; phosphatidylethanolamine biosynthetic process. Gene Ontology annotation, cellular component: cytoplasm. The transcript is spliced from 4 exons. NCBI's taxonomy places the organism in Eukaryota, Metazoa, Chordata, Aves, Passeriformes, Passeridae. The record is from RefSeq and is a predicted model, not a curated record. The annotation marks the transcript as partial. Gene Ontology annotation, molecular function: choline kinase activity; ethanolamine kinase activity.
UGUCCCCCUGUCCCCUCCCCUGUCCCCUCCGAGCCCCUCUCUCCCAUCAGGGACCUGCUGGAGGCCACCCCGUCCCCGGUGGUCUUCUGCCACAACGACGUGCAGGAGGGGAACAUCCUGCUCCUGGCGGGGCGCGAGGGCUCCUCGGAGCGGCUCAUGCUCAUCGACUUCGAGUACAGCAGCUACAACUACCGGUGGGCUUGGGGCUCCCGGGGUGGGAUUUGGGGUUUCACCUCUGUGCUCCGUGUCCCUUGGGGUCCCUUUGGUGUCCCCGGGGGUCCCUUUGGUGUCCCCGAGGGUCCCUUUGGGGCCGGGCGGUCCCCGGGAGUCCCUUUGGUGUCCCCGGGGGUCCCUUUGGGGCCGGGCUGUCCCCGGGGGUCGCGGCCCCACUCCCACCGCUGCCCCCAGCUCCAUUUCAUCCGGCACUACCUGGCGGAGCUGCGGGCCGGCCCCGGGCGGGCCCCGCGGGAGGAGCAGCAGCGCCUGGAGGAGGAGAUGCUGCGGGAGAUCGAGCGCUUCGCCCUGGCCUCUCACUUCUUCUGGGGGCUCUGGUCCGUGGUGCAGGCCAAGAUCUCCACCAUCCGCUUCGGGUACCUGGUGAGUCUGGGGGCUGCCCCUGCGCCCCUCCCC